UAAGUUGUCCUGAUAGUAACUUGCAGUUUCAGAGCACAUGCAUGCCGCACGCGCUGCGUUUUGUUACUCCGCUCUACCUCCUGGGAAAUUUACCUUGUCAUUGCCUGGGGUAGCGUCCACUCGUUCCAAAAUCAGAAAAGUUGCAUUUUUCUACCACCAAAGACGUCUGGUUUUCUGAGGGUGAUUUCGAAGCAUUGGAGUGCAAAGGGAAGACAACUACUCAGAGAAGUGAAACAUGACUAAAAGCAAUGGAGAGGAGCCCAAGGUCGGGGGCAGAAUGGAGAGAUUCCAGCAAGGCGUCCGGAAACGCACACUCUUGGCCAAGAAGAAAGUACAGAACAUCACAAAGGAGGAUGUUAAAAGUUACCUAUUUCGGAAUGCUUUUGUGCUGCUCACUAUCACUGCUGUCAUUGUGGGUACCAUCCUCGGAUUUACCCUUCGACCAUACAAAAUGAGCUACCGGGAAGUCAAGUACUUCUCUUUUCCUGGUGAACUUCUGAUGAGGAUGUUACAGAUGCUGGUGUUGCCACUGAUCAUCUCCAGUCUUGUCACAGGAAUGGCCGCCUUAGAUAGUAAGGCAUCAGGAAAGAUGGGGAUGCGAGCUGUAGUCUAUUACAUGACUACAACCAUCAUUGCUGUGGUGAUUGGCAUAAUCAUUGUCAUCAUCAUCCAUCCUGGGAAGGGCACAAAGGAAAAUAUGCACAGAGAAGGCAAAGUUGUACAAGUGACAGCUGCAGACGCCUUCCUGGACUUGAUCAGGAAUAUGUUUCCUCCAAAUCUUGUAGAAGCCUGCUUUAAACAGUUUAAAACCAACUAUGUGAAGAAAAGCUUUAGAGUGCCCAUUCAGCCCAAUGAAACACUUGUGGGUGCUGUGAUAAACAAUGUGUCAGAGGCCAUGGAGACACUUACAAAAAUCAAAGAAGAGUUGGUGCCAGUUGCAGGCUCUGUGAAUGGAGUCAAUGCCUUGGGACUAGUGGUCUUCUCCAUGUGCUUUGGUUUUGUUAUCGGGAACAUGAAGGAGCAGGGCCAAGCACUGAAAGACUUCUUUGAUUCUCUGAAUGAAGCCAUCAUGAGAUUGGUAGCAGUGAUAAUGUGGUACGCCCCUCUGGGUAUCCUCUUCCUGAUUGCAGGGAAAAUUGUGGAAAUGGAAGACAUGGGCGUGAUUGGGGGUCAGCUGGCCAUGUACACUGUCACAGUCAUCGUGGGAUUGCUCAUCCAUGCUGUUAUUGUCCUGCCACUCCUCUACUUCCUGGUAACACGGAAAAACCCCUGGGUUUUCAUCGGAGGGUUGCUGCAGGCACUCAUCACUGCUCUGGGAACCUCCUCCAGUUCUGCCACCCUGCCCAUCACCUUCAAGUGCCUGGAAGAAAAUAACGGCGUGGACAAACGCAUCACCAGAUUCGUGCUCCCAGUGGGAGCCACCAUCAACAUGGACGGGACCGCCCUCUACGAGGCCUUAGCUGCCAUUUUCAUCGCUCAAGUCAACAACUUUGAUCUGAACUUUGGACAGAUUAUUACCAUCAGCAUUACAGCCACAGCCGCCAGUAUCGGGGCAGCUGGGAUCCCUCAGGCAGGCCUGGUCACCAUGGUCAUUGUGUUGACAUCUGUGGGCCUGCCCACUGACGACAUCACUCUCAUCAUCGCUGUGGACUGGUUUCUAGACCGCCUCCGAACCACCACCAAUGUGCUAGGAGACUCCCUUGGAGCUGGGAUUGUUGAGCAUUUAUCUCGACAUGAACUAAAGAAUCAAGAUGCUGAAAUGGGUAACUCGGUGAUUGAAGAGAAUGAAAUGAAGAAGCCAUAUCAGCUGAUUGCCCAGGAAAAUGAAACUGAGAAAUCCAUUGACAGUGAAACCAAGAUGUAGACUAACAUAAAGGAAAUGCUUUAUUCAGUACCAGGUGUUUGAAAACCAUUGUGAAAUGUUUCUCUCCCAUUACAAACUCAUUCUCUCCAGUAAGCCUCUUAUCUCCCUUUUUGCUUCUCUUCCAGGCUUAGGAAGUAGUCAUCCAAAUAUAAGGGAGGAUUUUGGGGUGCCAAAUUGUUUAUAUUUCAUUCACAUUUGAAAGUUUGAGUCACUUAAAUCAUGUUGGUCUAUGAAAGAAGGUACUGAGGUCAAAAAUAGCCCUGAUCAGAUCUUGCAAGUUUAUUGUGUGGCACACAGUCCUAUAAAUGUGAUGUUUUUAAAUAUAAUUUUACAGUUAAAUAAUAGGCAAAGAAUGCUUUUAAAUCAAUCUUUGAAUUUGUAAAAAUUUUCAGAACAUAAUUUCAUAUUGGUAUCUAAAUGAAACAACUUGUUAAAUGACAAUUGGUUAUCAACUGGAUAAUAGCAGUUUUUUUUCUUUUUCUCUUCUGACUUUUGCCCUCAUUUUGUGAAUAAGAGGACAAAGGCAUACACACACACAGUGUAGCUAUGAAGAGGCAUAUUAAGUGAAACUUCUAUGUGUCAAUGGACAAUUCAUGUCCUUCUGGUAGGCCCUUGAUAUCCUCAACUGUAAACUGAGAGAGUUCCCUGAGAUGUCUUUAUGAACUCUUGUAGUUUGAUCAUCCUGUGGCAUCACAAAAAGGCCUGUACUCUCUUUCCUCUCCCACUUUCUGAGAAAGCAUCAUUCCAUGGAGCAUUGGACUUUUAGAAACUACAUUUAUUUGAAAUGGACACUUCUCAGUAUUUGUAUGAUUCACCAGAACCUGUGUCCAAAAUGUUAGAUGUGCAAAACAUCAGGAAGGAAGCCAUCACAAGAGUGGCAUUAUUCAUGAAUUCUUUGCAUAGUUUUCUCAACAGGGAAGUGUUCCCAUCUUUCCUACUCUUCCCAAAAUGAAGGAAGUACUCUUGGAAAGAUGCUCCCCACUGCUCCUCAACUGACACUAGACUCUUAGAAAAAUAAACACAAGACUAGUAGUUAGCAAGCGUGCUCCUGGUCUUACUAAGGAACACUAAAGAGCCUUCCAGGACUGAAAGGAGCACAGUUGACAUUAUAGAGGAUUUUAGAAUACCAAGAUUAGAGGUCAUCUCUAAGAAAGACUUCAUUUAUGACCUGAAACACUUAUUUUCUUGAGUUCAAAAACAUUCACCAAGGAAGUAUGCAUAGCAAAAUAUAAAGUCACUUCUGAUAUAUUUUAAAGAAGUCAAAUAAAUGAUCUCUCUCGAUAGAGGUCCAUGAACUGAAUUCUGUUCUCUUAUUUGAAAGGGUUGUGUGGGUUUCUUUCUUUUUUACUGUAAUCAGAAGUUGUAAAAUUAAAUAAGAUAUGUUUUUAUAUUGGGAUUCCAUUUACCACAUCAUUCAAAAUCUUCACCUCGGUGGGUUUCAGUCUGGUUGUUGUUUCUGAGACAAAUGGUGGACGAUAAAGCAAUAUGAAAUGUUUUUGGUGUGGCUGUAGAAGACAGCAUUGGGAGCAUUUAUUAAAGGUGAUGGAGCUCCCAAGUUUGGAGGAGAUUAAUUUUUUUACCCCCUAAGAAAUAUCCAGCCAGCCCCACAGGGUGGAAGCUCUCAGAUAAUACCAGUCAUGUUUGAGCUUCUGACUGAAAAGGGGUGAAGAAUGGAGUUUAUUAUGCUAACAGACUGAAAAUCUAGACGUGCAUCCUCUGAUGUCCAGUUAGAGAUUAUUUUUCUAUAGAUCCUAAGCAUUAUGUAUGUACAAAGGUUAACAUUAGGCUGUGGUGGAGAAACCACUUAAUGCUGAAGCUCUAUUUGGGAAAUAUACUACAGAAGUUAAUGUACACGGCUGUCAUCUUAUGAAACCACUAGAGCAAAAUUAAUCAUUUCAAAUUAAUUCUCUUACAUAGUGUGAUCUGUUUUUAUACUAACCAUUUCUUGUGGAAAGCAGGUCCUCUAGUCUGAUCCUCUCACCAGCCCCUCAUAGGUUCUGCAUCUCUGUGCAGCCAGGGUGGACUGAAAAGCAUUACUUUGUAGAAGUAUUUUCAAUAAAGAAAAAUUAGUUUUACAUUA
Molecule: messenger RNA, 3944 nt
Organism: Sorex araneus (European shrew)
Lineage: Eukaryota; Metazoa; Chordata; Mammalia; Eulipotyphla; Soricidae
Gene: SLC1A3
Product: solute carrier family 1 member 3
Exons: 10
Coding region: 236-1864 (542 amino acids)
Biological process (GO): D-aspartate import across plasma membrane; L-glutamate import across plasma membrane; L-aspartate import across plasma membrane
Cellular component (GO): plasma membrane
Molecular function (GO): neutral L-amino acid transmembrane transporter activity; L-glutamate transmembrane transporter activity; glutamate:sodium symporter activity
Source: RefSeq, a predicted model, not a curated record